Messenger RNA from Cryphonectria parasitica EP155, 255 nucleotides. RefSeq lists its product as uncharacterized. The transcript is spliced from 2 exons. The record is from RefSeq and is a predicted model, not a curated record. The annotation marks the transcript as partial. Lineage: Eukaryota; Fungi; Ascomycota; Sordariomycetes; Diaporthales; Cryphonectriaceae.
CGUCACCGGAACACGGGCUUUCCAGAGUCCUUCUGUGGAAAUCGCAACACCAGCCUCCCACACCCAGAUGCAGACACAUCUGGCAACGCCUGCAUCACCCAGGAAGAUAUCUCUGUGUCGCGCGUCCUGUCCCGUCAACGGCGGUCGUUCCUCAACAAGAACAAGCGCACCAUCUCGCAUGGUUAUAUCACACCCGAGAUGGAGCAGAUGUACAGCGAGGUCGCUGUCGUCUCCGACUCCGAAGCCACACCGGUG